UAGCCUCGCUUGAGCCCCGCUCGGCCUGAAGCUACGAUGGUAGUGGCUUGUCACUGCUGUCGGCCUUACAGUGAUGUGGCCCAUGGGCGUGCUCGCGUUCGCCACCUGCGGCAGGGCUUGGCACCCAGUGGAGGACGUUCUGGGCACCUGGACAGUGACGCCAGAGGUUGGCAAAGGAGUCCCCGACGGCCCACUGUUAGGCAACGGUAGGCUCGGCGCCGCCAUCACCUGGCAAGGAAAAGCUGCUGUGAUCGAUCUGCACCUCGGCCAUAACGGCUUCUUUGCAGCGCCGGUGGCUGGGGCGAGCAGCUGUGGAUACUCCCCCGGGGGCCGCAAGGCGCUGGCGGGGUUGACGCUGUCGCUGCCUGGUCAAGUCGUUUCUGCCGAGCAGAGACCUGCCAACGCCACGGCGCAUGUGCACGUGGCUGCCGGGACUUCACACUGGUCGCUGAGUGCCUGGGUUCAUGCCCUGGAAGACGUGCUGGUGGUGGAGUUGGAAGGGCCUGCGGCAGAGGUGCAAGUGACGCUCUGGACUUUCUCGGGCUGCAACGGGCCUCCAAGGCCGCCAGUGUCGCCCAGCACCAAGGAGGAUGGAAAGCCCGUGACAAAGACCACAGGCGCCACCAGCGACCGGCUGCCGUCUCAGGUCACCGCGUGGCGGCACUUCCUGCGGGCGGCCCGGGGGAACGGCUGGCCCUUCCAGGCACCUCACUUCCCGGUACGGUGGUUCGGAUUCAGCGCCUCUACGGUGUCUGAGUCGGGCGCUGGCGUGUUCGAGGACGCAGAGGCGAUGGGGAGCUGCGGAGGUUUGCGGGGCCCCUGCGCGCGGGGCAUGUGGCACACGCAGAAGCGAUCUGCCCUGGUCUUGCAGCUGUCCACCUGGCCACUUGCGGCACAACCGGAGUUUGCGGCCCCGAAGCCACUGCCCCAGCUCCGUGCCUCGCACCUGGUCUCCUGGGCGGACUUCUGGGCUCGGUCAUACAUUUACAUCCCAGACUCUGAUGUGACAAUGUUCCACUGGUACAUGAGCCAGUAUUUGCUGCGCUGCUCCUCCUGGGGGGGCUCGUCCGCCCCCGGCCUCUUCGGGCCCUUUGUGGUGGAUGACGAGGUGAUGUGGUCAGGCGACAUGACCUUGAACUACAACGCAGAGGCCGUGUACUACAACGCCGGCGCUGCCAAUCACUUGGAGGCCUUUGAGCCGUACUUCCAGGCCAUUCUGGACUUUCUGCCAGCUGCGAGGCGCUUGGCACAGGAGCUGUACCCUUCCUGUGCGGAGUCCUUGGCCUUCCCGGCCCACAUUUUGCCUGCAGGGGUGCAGCUACCUGGCGUGGGCAGGGGCGACUUGGGGCAGAAGCAGAUGGGUCUGUUUGCUGCGGUGCCUUUUGUUCUGUACUGGCACUAUGCAGGCCGACUUGCCUUUGCCGAGCGGGUGCUUCCCUUCUUCUUGGGAGUGGCGCGUUUUUGGGAGUGCAACCUUGCUCCCGGGGACGAUGGUUUCCUUCACGACAUCGAGGACUGUGCUGAGGAGAUCUGCCUACCCGACGGGGACAUGCAGCCAGAUCCCGCCGUGGUCCUCUCGCUGCUUCCGGGGUUCUUAGAGGCGUUGGCGCAGAUGUGCGACCUGCUGGGUGCGGACGCGCAGCACUGGCGGCUCUUGGCAAGGCGUGUGGCACCUUACCCCACGGAGGUCAUCGCCGGCCGGGAGGUCAUUGCCGACUUCUACGGUGGGGAGACGCAGCACGGCCGGGAGCUGCGCCUGCACUCAGGCGGCUCGGUUGCCUGGGGCGGCCUCUUUGCGGCCUUCCCCCUGGGCACGCUGCACAGGCGCAGCCCGCAGAAGGACCUUGACCUUGUUCAUCGCUCAUUGGAUCGCUUCUUCGAGCAGUGGCCGGGGGGGAAGCAGGGCAACAGCUUCCCCCACCUCUGGGCCGCCGCGGGUCGGGUGGCCUGGCAGCCCCGGCGGCUCCUGCAGGCGUGGGAGGCCUACUUGACCAACACGUCCGACCCCAAAUGCCGGCUCUAUGGCAACGGCAUGGUGCUGGGCUGCGGAAACACGGGCCUGGAAAAUGUGGGCGGUGCGGCCUUCGGCUCGGAGCUGCUUCUGCAGGUGGCAGGCGGCGUGUUGCAGGUCUUCCCUUCCACCAUGGAGGGCGCCUUCCGUUUACGCGCCCCAGGGCCCUUGCUGGUCACUGCAGAGCGGCGCCAGGGUGUGGUGCAGGAGAUUCAACUGGAGCUCCCCAGAGAGUCCGAGCCAGCGGUGGUGCGGACAGACUGGCUGGUGCAAUCGCCAUGGCCGGACUUCCAGGUUUUGGUCGAUGGUGAGGUUGUGCCAGUCCAACCUGAUGGAGUCUUCCAUGUUUUCGUGAACGAGGGCCAGGUGCAUUCGAUCACCGCCGGCCAGCGAGAAAGAGAGAGG
Messenger RNA from Effrenium voratum, 2416 nucleotides. The record is from the annotation of a GenBank genome assembly. NCBI's taxonomy places the organism in Eukaryota, Dinophyceae, Suessiales, Symbiodiniaceae.